UCAAAGUAAAGAAAAACACCCCACAACAAGAAAUAACACAACUAAUGGAAAAAAAUAUAAAUAAAGAAAAAUAAAUAAAAUGUCGUGUGCCGGUCUGAAACGACGGAGGCCCCUGGCGUCCGUUAACGACCCUCUGCGUUUGCGUUUCUCGCCGUCGCGACCGAAGCGACACGACCGGACGCGCGCGGAUGGAAGUAGGUGAAGGGGGAGGGGGGAGGAGGGGGCCGACUUACUCGCGACUCAAUGUCGCCCCCCGUCUUUCUUUCUCUCUCUCUCGCUCUCUCUUGCUCUCUCACUGACGCGCGCGCUCCAUCAGUUGCGAUCCGUCGCUCAAGAUGGCGGCCAGUGGUGGUGCCAGCGGCGCGUCCGGCACCAAUUUCCCGGACGAACUCAUCAUCCGUCACGUUCGCGACCAUUCUUGCCUCUACGAUCCGCGCGAAACCGAAUACAAAGACGCCGAUCGCAAAGCGGCCGUCUGGCGAGAAAUCGCCAACAACGUCGGCAUGUCCGCCAUCGAGUGCGAGCACCGUUGGCGCUACUUGCGGGACCGGUACACGCGGGAGCGCAAGCGCAAGUCGCAGCAGACCAACGGCUGCAAAUCAGGAGGCGGAGGCAACUGGCCGUUAGCCUCCCAAAUGCAUUUCAUCCAGGAUUUUAUCAAACACCGCAGCUUUAAAUUCAAGGCCCGUGGGGGCGGCGGCGGCGGGCAGCAGGAAGCGACGGGCGAUGGUACAAGCACGCGAGGUGCCCGCCAACAACACGUCAAGUCUGAAGGUGAUAAUAACCAUACAUCGUCCGACGAAACGGACGGACCGGUUUCGCCCGGCUUCGAUCAACAAAGUGCCGCGGCGGCCGAGUGCUACCCUAUGGUCAUCAUCGAAGAAACAGAUGCGCACCAUCACGUCGGUCCACCUCGUUCUGGCACACCUUCAGACUACCUUCGAGGAGGUGGACCGAAUGAUCAUCAUCACCACCAUAGGUCGUCAACGUUCAAUAAUGGCGGGAGCAGCAGCCCUCGUCUGACGUACAACGAAGACGAGCUCUUCUGUCUCAGCGUCGCCCAGACUCUGCGUCGUCUGCCGCUGAUGCGCCGAUCCUUGGCCAAAGUUCAAAUACUUCAACUGAUCCACGAUAUGGAAUUCGGUCAUUCCUAAACUGAAAAAAAAGAAGUAAAUAAAGAGAGAAACCACUACGCUGCGCACUCGGGCACUUGAACAUCAACAAGAAGAUAAAAACUAUUCCCUUUUCUUCAUUUUUUCUCUUUACUUUAUGAAUACAUGUUUAACAUCUCAAGUGGAUAGUAGUAUCUGGCAACCCUGCGGAUCGUGAUAAAAGGUGUGUGCAUAGUCCCAAGAGAAAAAGAAACAAAAAAUACGCAGCCAAGAAUAGCGAUGAUGACUUUUUCUCUCGCAACCCUGCCCUCCCCUCUCGUACCGUGAUUCCUUCCAGACACAUUCUUCACGGUCAACACACACACACACACCUCAACGGAACCCCUUUCUAUUCGGUGCAACAACAACAACACCUGUGCAGGAAAUCCGGACAGUAUCCAGCCAGCCGCAACAACAACAGAAGUAGUAAAUUUAGAAGACAAUAAAACACACGAAAAGAGGCCUUUUUCACAGUUCACCACUGAGAGCAGAAACUGAAAAUUAGUUCACUAUGACACCACCAGAUGAAAACGCGCACCGAUAUGACGAAAGAAUAUUUCAGAU
Molecule: messenger RNA, 1715 nt
Organism: Daphnia carinata
Lineage: Eukaryota; Metazoa; Arthropoda; Branchiopoda; Diplostraca; Daphniidae
Product: transcription factor Adf-1-like
Exons: 5
Coding region: 336-1154 (272 amino acids)
Biological process (GO): regulation of transcription by RNA polymerase II
Cellular component (GO): transcription regulator complex; nucleus
Molecular function (GO): DNA binding
Source: RefSeq, a predicted model, not a curated record